Molecule: messenger RNA, 1269 nt
Organism: Corticium candelabrum
Lineage: Eukaryota; Metazoa; Porifera; Homoscleromorpha; Homosclerophorida; Plakinidae
Product: hemicentin-1-like
Exons: 5
Coding region: 1-1161 (386 amino acids)
Source: RefSeq, a predicted model, not a curated record
AUGCCAGUGGUUUUUGUACUGACCGGCGACUGUGGUUAUCGCUCUGGUCCCGAGUAUGAUGCAUUCAAGAGAAUUGCUACUGCUUCCACAGGAGAAAUUUUUCAAGUGAAAAAGAAUGCUGUCGACCAAGUGAUUAAAUAUAUUGAUUUGACUGUGCAAGCACGCGUCGUCAAUCUAUUCUAUGCGAGCGGAUUGAAAGCCGGGGAGCGCACAUUCUACUUUCCAGUCGAUUCGUGUCUUUUGGAUUUAUUGGUAACAGCCACAGCCAAUGGAACUGCUGAAGAAAUCGAUGCAGUGAAAAAUGAAAUCAGAAUUCAUCUUGUGGACCCGGCAACGAAGUCAGACUAUCCUUUCGACAUCAACGAGAAGGCAGUAAAAGUUAUAAAAGUAGACAAACCAGAAGUAGGUCAAUGGAAGUUAGAAGUUAUGUCACUUCUGCCAUAUUCUGUGACUGUCAGCGGACGCUCAGUUUGUAAUUUCAAAGUGUCGUUUACGUACAAAGGAUCUCCAGGAUCUUACUAUGUUCGGCCUGUAGUUGGUCAGUCUGUGAGUAUUGUUCUAAACGCUACAGAACCACCGGGUGAUGCUACGAAUUUGACAUGUACUUGUCAGAAUGCUCAAGUCACUCAUCUCAACUUGAUGCAUCUGAAUGGAAAUCGCUUGCAGAUACUUCCUGUUGACUGGAAUGUCAGCAACUUGUUUAGCGCUCUUGACAAAACGACUUUUAUAGCCCCUAAGGAUGAGUUUCUGGUUGUAAUAGUUGGCUAUGAUGAACAUGGAUACCAUUUUCAGAGAAUUUCGUCUACAGUAGUUCCUGGUCAAGCAGAUGCUCCUGUUGCGAUAAAUCCACAGACUGGUGUGAUAUGGGCUUUUAUGGCAGAGCCUCUUGAGCUGCUCUGUCGUUUUAGCAGUAUUGUGUCUGUAACUAUAGUUUGGUACAAAAGUGGGCAGCCUUUGGACACAAGCAAUGAUCGAUAUGUGUUCUACAAUGAUGGCCGUUUGGUUAUUUUGAAUGUAACACGUGCUGAUGAGGGCAUUUACCAUUGUGAGAUACAAAGCAGAGAAGGGAAUGUCGAUGGAUUUCCUCUUAAUGUUACUAUCGCUCAAGCACCCGUGGUUAUUGAUGGACCUGUAAAUUUAUCAGUGGCUUCUGGAGAAUGAUGCAGUAAUUGUGUGUCAAGUCAUCGGGGCUCCUACUCCUACGAUAGAGUGGUUGAUCAAUGGAUCAGUACCUAGAUACAACCCACGUGUUGACAUAGAAAUUUUUGA